CGUUGCUGUGGCAACCGCAGUAAACGGAGUCCUUGGGCAGGUGUGACUAGAAACCAGCUGCUGUAGUGAACACCUCUGACCCUGAGUCCAGUUGGUGCCAUCUACACUCUCCUAGCUGUGUGGCCUUCUGCUGGAGCCACACACAAUUCUCAGAGCUUUACUUCUUUGACUCUAAGAUAUGAAGGAGCCAGAUGAUCAAGACACUGAUGGGGAAAGAUCAGGAUCCAGGAGUGAUGGAAGGCUACCUUCUAUUUUGAAAGCCUCUGAAGACACCACAGAUGACGUGAUUACUGAUGGGGAAGAGUCGUAUUUGGAUGAUGACUUGGAUUUGGAAGACAUGGAAGAAAGCUCCCAUUCAUCUCAAGAGUACUUCCAGACUCCUGAACCUUCCCAGGAGCCUCCUGUUGAAGUUCAGGAAGAGCCACAAGUCGAUGUAAAGAAGAAGCUCUCAGAGACCUUCUAUUACAACUACCUGGAGCUUAUUUCCAUGCCGCAUGUGACUUCAGAAGACAGGAUCCCGCUUUAUUUUUUCAUCCUCAACCAUUCUUUUGGUUAUGACUGCAGAAAGCGAGCCAACCUACAACUUCUGGACAGCAACACUUUGUUGUACAUUGCUGGGAACCAAAUGGUCCUGUUGGAUUUUAAAAGCAAGAUACAAAUAUACCUGCAGAGUAGCAGUGGCCAAGGGAUUGGUGCUAUUGGGGUCCAUCCAAAUAAAACUUACUUCGCAGUUGCCGAAAAAGGAAGUUUCCCAAAGAUUAUCAUCUAUGAGUAUCCUUCUCUGAAACCUUACAGAAUCUUGCAAGAGGGGACAGAGAAGGCCUAUGCUUAUGUAGACUUUAACAACGAGGGGAACUUGCUGGCUUCUGUUGGCUGUCAUCCUGAUUACACAAUAACCAUCUGGGACUGGAAAGAAGAGCAGCCCAUACUGAGGACAAAAGCAUUUUCUCAGGAUGUCUUUAAGGUCACUUUCAAUCCUGAUAAUGAUGAACAGUUAACUACAUCAGGAUCCGGCCACAUCAAGUUCUGGGAGAUGGCUUUUACAUUCACUGGUCUCAAGCUGCAAGGAUCACUGGGGCGAUUUGGCAAAACGUCCACUACUGACAUAGAGGGCUAUGCGGAGCUUCCAGAUGGGAAGGUUCUCUCAGGGUCCGAAUGGGGCAACCUGUUGCUUUGGGAAGGCAGCCUCAUCAAGGUGGAACUCUGUCGCACCGGCAUGAAGUCUUGUCACAACGGUUCCAUUAACCAGAUAAUGCUGGAUGAGGGGGAAGUAAUCACUGCCGGGUCAGACGGCAGUGUUAGGAUAUGGGACUUUGAGACAAUCGACACUGCUGAUGUUAUAGAUGAUACUGGAUUGUUGGAGAUAGAGCCUAUUAAUGAACUUCACAUAGACAAGAGUGUCAACCUCUUCUCAAUGAUCAAGAUGAAUGAAGUUGGAAAUAACUUUUGGCUGGCUCAGGAUGCCAAUGGAGCCAUAUGGAAGCUUGACCUUAGCUUUUCAAAUAUUACCCAGGAUCCAGAAUGCCUCUUCUCUUUCCACUCUGGACCCAUUGAAGCAUUGGCUGUUUCUCCUCUCACUUAUCUAAUGGCCACAACCGCCUUGGACUGUUCUGUUCGUGUCUAUGAUUUUGCUAGUAAAAUCCCUUUGGUUCACAUGAAAUUCAAACAAGGUGGCACAUCCCUCAUUUGGGCACCCCGAACAGUAAGCCUUUCUGCAGCACAGAUCGUAGUAGGAUUCCAAGAUGGGGUUGUCCGAAUUCUUGAACUUUUUGAUCCAAAAGGACUUACAGUUUUUGCAGGACGGAAGAAAAUCUUAGACGCUGAGUUACAUUUGAAAUAUGUCUUCAAACCCCAUACUGAAGAAGUUACGGCUUUAGCUUAUGAACGCAACGGGGAGAUCUUAGCCACAGGGAGUAAAGACAAGACUGUCUUCUUUUUCGAUGUGGAGAAGGAAUAUAAGCCUAUUGGUUUUUUUAACACCCCUGGGCCCAUUUGCCAGUUGAUGUGGUCUCCAGCCAAUCAUCCUGAAAACACUUUAUUGAUCAUCUGUGAGAACGGAUAUAUUCUUGAAUGUCUAUGCCCAACCUUUAAUGACGUAGAUGAUGAGAAUGUUGUCACGUUUGCAAUCCCGACCAUGUUACUCCGAUGCUUCCAUUUCACAAGUGUCAAAUCUAAGAUUUUGAGAUUUAUGGAAGUACAAAGGAGAGAAGAACAAAAGAUGCUGAAGGAGAAGGAAAGGGAAGAAAGGAGGAGGAAGCUAGCAGAAGAGAGGGAAGUCUUUGGAGAGGAGGAAAUACCGGAGGAGGAGGAGGCCAGUGAGGAAGAGGAGGAGGAGGUGGAGGAGCCACUGCCUGAGAUCUUCAUGCCACCAACACCCUCUCCUAUCCUGUGUGGCUUUUACUCAGCACCAGGGAGUUUCUGGGUGUCGAUGGGCAACUAUGAUGCUGGUUUUCUCUAUCACUGUCAGUUUCCGGCAUAUGUCCAAGGCAGUGAUUUCCAAAAACAGGAAAAUGAACCAUUCGAUUUCCGAGUUCUUGAGGGUACAGAAGACAAUCCCAUCACAACGAUCACUUUCAGUAAUGACCAAACUGUGAUGUUCUGUGGAAUGAGAAAUGGAGCAAUUCGAGCGUAUGUUUUAAGUGAGAACGACCCCUUCCUGAUCAGUUUGAAGGACUACUGGCAUUUCAAUGUGCAUGACAAUAAUUAUGGAUCUGUUAAAAGUAUCUGUUCUAGUUUUGAUGACCAGUAUUUGCUGACUGCUGGAGAAGAUAGUAAUAUCUUCGUUUUUGACAUUUUUUCUGAAUUUAUUGCCCAAAAGGAGAACAAAGCCAUAGUGCCACUUCCCAGGCCUGGGAUUGAGUUGGAGGCCCCUCCAGAAGACAUUGAAGAUCCCAAAGCCUACAGCAUUGAGAAUGCCAGGAAGAAAAGAGAGCAUGAUAGGUUAAUGAAGAAAGUAGAAGAACUAAAAGCUCACAAGAGAGAACAAAUCAAAAUUUUGAGGAAUGAAUUUUGGAAGCUGUUAGCGCUGAAUAAAGAGUUGCCAGCCCAUAUGCAGUUUCAACGGACGGAUUUCAAUAUUGAUGCCAAAAUUCACGCUGAGAUCCACAAGAAAGCAAGUUUGAAAAUGGAACAAGUGGAAAAGGAACUAGCUUGGGAAAAACAGAAACAUGAGCUCGGCCUGAAGAAGCUCCAGGACAGAUUUCGUGAACCCUUGGAAAGUGACACCAUCGUGGUUUAUGCCAUCCAGAGUGACCACCAGAUAGCCUCCUAUCGGCUGGUGAAGCCCUCUAAAUAUUCCAAGUUGAAACGUCCAAGUCAGUCUGAGAGAAGACCCAGCAAACUGGAGAGGUUCGAAAAGGAAGGGCCCAGCAAGAAGGAGAGCCAAAGAGAUACAGGUGGAAGUAUUAGCCUACAAGAAGAAUCAGUGUUGGAAAAAGAGAAGAAAUCUCGGCCUAGAACUUUAAGUGAAAUUAUGGUAGAAAACCAAAUUGAGAAAACAAACAAACUCAUACAACAAGCUGAACGGGCUCAACUUAAGAUUCUGCAGCGCAAAAAGGAAUGGGAGGAGCUUUACAAGAGCAAGCCUGAUGAUGACUAUGAAGAUCCCAAAGAUGUUCAGGCCAUCAAAGAAGCCCAAACAUAUAUGGGGGAUUUCAAUCUGAAGACAGCCCCAGACUACAAGAUACCUGAGCACAUGAGGAUUAAUGCGGCCAAGAAGGAGGAGGAGCUGGGGUUCCUGGACUCGAUGGCCCAUGGAAAGAAGAGGUACAUGAACAAGUGCAUCCUUUCCCUUCGAGAUCACAAGCUGGCCGUCAUUGAGGAAAUCCAGUGCCUGGUACAAGAACUGAAGAACAUUCAGUCUUCCAUCCCCGCGUCCAAGCACCUGCCCAUCCCCCAGGUCCCGCAGAUCUAUCCAGAAGAAGUCCCCGAAAGGAGAUUCCAGUACGAUGAGGAAACGCUCUUGAGAUUUAAGAGAAAGCAGAAGAAACGGCAGGAUGUGAAGAGCAGCAGCAAGCAGUCGGGAUCCGGGGGCUCAGCCGGAGGAGGGCUAGGGUUCCUCAAACUGUCCUCGGGAAAGGAGGGAGACCUGACAACCAGAGACUCCCUGUCUCGGUCGUCCAAGGCAUCAGCGUUCCUGGAGCUUCCGAAGCAGACCGAGUUUGAGAAGGCAGAGCCAAGCGAAGUGGAGCUGGAGAUUAUGAAGAGAGACGAGGUUAAACACUUGUACAUGCAACAGUUUCUGUGCAACAGGAUCAAAGAACUUACUGUCACUUUCGAUGCAGAACUCCAUCUUCUGAGACAUCAAAAGCUGAAGCUAGAUACUAAGAUGAAGUUAUCUGACCUUCACCAUGUCACGUUAUUUCAAGAAAUGCUUCUCCUCAAGAAUUUUGAAAAACAGGAAAAUAUUCUUCAAGAGAGAGUGAAUUCCUUAGACAAAGAGGAGCAAGACAUGCAAUGGAAAAUAAACGAAACUCUUAAGGAGAUGGAAGAGAAAAAGAAUGAAAUCACCAAACUCCAAGAACAGGAAAAGGCGCUCUACGCUGGCUUCCAGGCAGCCCUGGGAGAAAACAAUAAGUUUGCCAACUUCCUCAUGAAGGUCCUGAAGAAGAAGAUCAAACGGGUGAAGAAGAAGGAAGUUGAGGGAGACGCAGACGAGGAUGAAGAGAGCGAGGAGUCCAGUGAAGAGGAGUCCAGCCUGGAGAGUGACGAGGACGCGUCCGGAUCUGAAGAUGAUGUUUUCGAUGAUUCUAUCUGCCCGACGAAUUGUGAUGUAAGUCUGUUUGAACUGGCCCUCCAACUCCGAGAGAAAAGACUGGACAUUGAAGAAGCCUUGGUUGAAGAAAAGAAAAUUGUUGAUAACCUGAAAAAAGAAUAUGAUACAUUCUCCAAAAAGGUAAAAGUUGUGGCAACCAAUCUGAAUGCAGCCGAGGAGGCCCUGGAGGCUUAUCAGCGAGAGAAACAGCAGAGGCUGAACGAGCUGUUGGUCGUCAUCCCUCUGAAGCUCCACCAGAUAGAGUAUGUGGUAUUUGGGGAGGUUCCUGAAGACCUUUCUGGGACCUUGGUCUUCUCCAACCACUCCCUCGAUCGGCUGCAACAGCGAAUCAAACAGCUCCAGGAGGAAAACGUCAAGCAGCAGAAACUGAACAAAGAAUGCAGGGAGAGGCGGAAGGUGCUCAUCCGGGAAAAGAGAGAGAUGGCGAAAACCAUCAGCAAAAUGGAAGAAACUGUCCGGGAGCUAAUGAUCAGCAAGUUUGGCCGCGUGAUCGAUCUGGAAGCCCUUCAGACCCUUUCUGUUAACACAACCCUCGAAGAACUGAAGAUCAGAAAGCUUCGGAAGGAGCUCUCCAAUGCAAAGGAGCUAAGGAUGUGGGAGGAAAAGAUUGCUCAAGUGCGCUGGGAUCUGAUGAUGAAGACAAAGGAACACACCAAAAAGCUUCACCAGAUGAACGACCUGUGCCUGGAGAAGAAGAAACUUGAUUCCAGGUUGAACACACUCCAGAACCAGCAGGGAAAUGCCUUCCAAGGCCCUCGGAAAGCAGAUAUAGUGGCGAAGCAGAAGGUCACCGAACUGGUCCAAGCCCAGGCAGAAAAGAUCGUGGCGUUGAAGGAAGAGAUUGCGCUUUUGCGGAAGAAGGGGGGGCUUAUCCUUCCUCCCAUCACACCCAUGCAAGAGAACGAAAUGAAUUCCAUGGACGCUUAGGAUGGCUGUCUUCCCAUUUCCACCCAAGAGGUCCAGUGGAAUUCACCAAUCUACUUCCCCAUCAUCCACAACAAUUCUCUUGCUUUAAAGUGAACCGUAGUGUGAACUUAAAAUAAGGAUCCUGCUCUGUGACUUAACAAUAUUUCCCCAGGUUAGACAUCAUUGUGACAGUGACCUGUACUUAUAUGACUGUGCUGAGGCAAGUUAGAUCUUUUCACCCUAAAUUGAAUAUGAAGAAGGCUGAAUCUCAUAGUUGCAAGAAAGCAGCUGUUAAAUGGGUUUUCAGAAAAAUAAGCUGUUUCUCUGGUAUUCUGAAUAUGUAGCCUUUGGCAAGAAAAACUAUUAUUCAGCAACCCAUGAGGAAACUUCCUUUUCUUAGUCCUUGGAUCUUUAGAAAAUAAACUGUUUGUGUUAAAUAGUCUGUGAAGGACCUAAGAGAGCGAAAGCAAACCAUCCUGCCAAUAAUAACUUAGAAUUAGAAAUGCAAAU
Molecule: messenger RNA, 6190 nt
Organism: Mastomys coucha (southern multimammate mouse)
Lineage: Eukaryota; Metazoa; Chordata; Mammalia; Rodentia; Muridae
Gene: Cfap44
Product: cilia and flagella associated protein 44
Exons: 36
Coding region: 179-5701 (1840 amino acids)
Molecular function (GO): protein binding
Source: RefSeq, a predicted model, not a curated record